Molecule: messenger RNA, 1432 nt
Organism: Corylus avellana
Lineage: Eukaryota; Viridiplantae; Streptophyta; Magnoliopsida; Fagales; Betulaceae
Source: RefSeq, a predicted model, not a curated record
GUGGUGAUCUAUGCAUAGUUGCUCAUAGCUUUGUAUUAAAUGAGUGAAAAGAAAGAAAGCAACUUGGAGCUUUGUCAUCUCUUGCCUGUCUUCCUUCCUCCCUUUCUCUCUCUUUCUCUAUAAUCAAUUUGAGCUCUAUCUGAUCUUCAUCUUUUUUGGGUUUCUUUCUUGCUUCUGCAACUUGAUCUUCUUAUAAAAACUCCCUUCGUCGGUCUCUAUUAUGAUUUUUGGCUGAUCCAGAAGAAGAAGAAGAAGAAGAAGUGGAAGAAACAGGCUGUACUCAUGGAUCGUUCACUCUUGCCAAAGCCAGAUCAGGAGGUCUCAAAAGAACUCAAGCCAGAAAAUCAGGCCUCCAAAAGAAGGAAGGUGGUUCAGAAAACUGUUGUUAAAGUGAGGAUUGGAGCAAAUGUUGGGAAAUUAAAGAAUGAAGGGCCACCUUCUGAUUUUUGGUCUUGGAGAAAAUAUGGGCAAAAACCUAUUAAAGGGUCUCCUUAUCCAAGGGGCUACUACAGAUGCAGCACAUCAAAGGGUUGUUCAGCCAAAAAACAGGUAGAGAGAUGCAGAACAGAUGCUUCAAUGCUCAUCAUCACCUACACCUCCAGCCAUAACCAUCCAGGUCCUGAUCUCUCCACCACCAACUUGAUCCAACCACCAAAAGAACCCCAAAACAAUUCCAGUGCUGAAGAUCUCCCAACAUCCACAAAAGAGGAACAGCAAGAGCUACCAGAAGAAGAAGAAGAAGAAGAAGAAGAAGAAGAAGAAAAACAAAAUGAUCCCAUUGUGAGCACCACAGAAAAGGAGCCUGGUGAAGAUCAUGAUUUCCACUACAUACAAUCCCCAAUAAGUGGCUGCCUGGAUAUAACAGUUAAUCAAGGAGAAGACCCCUUCACAGUGCACCUAGAAAAAACCCAUGAAACACUGAGUCUUCUCUUGGAUGAAGAGCCCCUCUGUUAUUCCCAACUCAUGAAUUUCUCCACACCCUUCUCAGAAGAAAAUGACUUCUUUGAUGAGCUUGAAGAACUACCCACAUCUUCAUCCUUCACAAGCUUCAUGAGGAGCAAUUUUUCCGAUGAAAGGAUUCCUGUUGUCCCUUCUUGAUCCGAGUGUUCUUAGUACUUGCAGCUUUCGAAAAAAUGUAGUUAUAUGUUGUAUAUGAUAUACCCACUACCAGUAGUUUUUCUAAUUCCCAUUUCUCUCUCUCUCUCUCUCUCCUUUUAAUGUGCUCACAAAAUGAGAAAGUUACAUCACUUUGGCACGAGCAAAGUUAGUGGGUAGAUAGAUGUGUUUAUCUUUUCAUCUAGGAGAUUGUGAUUCAAUCCACCGAGUCCCACAUACACAAGUAGAGAGUGUAUGUGUGGUUGUUUCCUUGUACAUAUUAUUUAAAGAUGGCACGAGGAUCACGAGUGAAUGCUCAAAAGUUCUUUGUGACAAA